Messenger RNA from Phyllostomus discolor (pale spear-nosed bat), 3688 nucleotides. Its product is annotated as nascent polypeptide-associated complex subunit alpha, muscle-specific form. Bases 43 to 3582 code for a protein of 1179 amino acids. The record is from RefSeq and is a predicted model, not a curated record. The transcript has 3 exons. Lineage: Eukaryota; Metazoa; Chordata; Mammalia; Chiroptera; Phyllostomidae.
AUUGUUUCGUAAGAACUGUUCUAUGGAGUGACCGUGGGAAAAAUGAUAGCAAGAUCUCUGACAAUUGUUUCUUUUUCCCACAGCCCCAAGAGGGCCAGGGUUUGCAACAAUAAGCCGCCCGUUGAUGCCCAAGCUCUGAAAAAGAAGGUCAGCAAGGUGACCUGUGAUCCAGCUGUCCACGCCAUCCUCAGCAGCCUGCUGCUCUACAUCACCAACCAUACAGACGGGCCCCCGGGACUGUCGCCCACUAACAGGGCAGAGGGUAGGGACAGCCCGGUGAGCCGAAAGCCUGAGCCCCAGGAUGCCAACCGGAGGCCCACACGUUUCCAGCUCCUGCAGGCCAAGUUCAUGGGCACCGGCCGGGAGCCCUACCUCAAGAAGACCCGGGAGGUGGGAAGGCUGAUCUUCAAGGACAAGCAAGGCCCAGGCAAGAGCUUGGUAACUGCCACCAUCAACAAGCUCCUGGAGAAGACCAGGGAAGGGGCCAGCGGCCCGGCACGGGGCCAGGAGCCCCCCUGUGGUGACAAACCCCGGUGGGGCCUGCCCACUGGAAAAAACACCGUGAAGAAUAUUCUGAAGAAGUUCUUGGCCGCCGAGGAGAAGGAGGCUGAGGAGAAGAGGCUUCGUGAGAAGCCUCCUGCCGAGCGACCCAAAACUGCCAGGGGCCUUCUGCCAAAGAUCGUGGGCAAGAAGAGUUCGGUCCUGUCCAAACUGCGGGAGAAGUUUGAACAGAGCGGCUGUCUUUGCUCCGAGGCCAGCGUGCUCCUGGUCCACACAGAAGAGCGGAAGAAGAAGAACCUGCAGAGGAAGAAGAUGCACCGGCCUGAGGCCCGGGUGCUCUGCACGGCCACCCAGGCCAGCACCUGCAUCAGGAUGCCCCCAGCCCGCUUUCUGGCCUGCUCCGCGGAGCCCAUGCUGCCUUUCAGCAUCGCCACCAUCGUCUGUGGCCCCAGGAGCUGGCUGUCCCACUGCGCCAAAAUCAGACACUCGGACCUGAGGCGCAUGCCCCCGAAAGAAACAGGCAGGCCCCCCAAUGCAGGGGAGAUGGUGCCUGGUGGGAACAAAACACCAGGAAAGGAGCUGCUUCAGGGGGGGCCUGCACAGCCCCUGAUACUGCAGGCCGUGACUCCCAGCCUGAAAGCAGUGUUCCCCCACGCGGGGCAGAUGGUGCCUGGUGGGAACAAAACACCAGGAAAGGAGCUGCUUCAGGGGGGGCCUGUGCAGCCCCUGGUACUACAGGCCGUGCCUCCCAGCCUGAAAACAGUGUCCCCCCGUGCGGGGCCUGAGUGCGUCCCCGAGCCAGCCAUCUUGCCUGCCUCCCAAAGGGGUGACACCCUUCCUGGCCUGGAACCCAAGUUAUCCUCACUCGGCCCAGCCAACCCAGGGCACCCUGGGAUAUCAGGAGGUGACAAGGUGGGGGACUCCCCAGCAGGGAGCACCACAGGUGAUCCCCAGGGGGCAGAGGAGGCAAGAGCAGGGCCCCAUCCUGCACCCACAGGUGAGGGAACAGAGAGGGCCCCUCAAGUAGACCUGAUGGUUUGCAGUUCAGAGGACGAAAUGGAAAGAGUGAUUUCAGACUCAGAGCAAGACCCUCUCUUUGCUGUCCAGGAGAAUUUCCCGGAACAGAAAGUUCCAGAACACAUCCCACCGCUCAGCAUGCCUGUAGCCCAGGCUGCCCGGCGCACACAGUUGGCCUUCGAGCCUCCACAGGUAACCGUCAAACUCCCAGCUGUCCACCAAAUGCCACUCCUUCCUGUCACGCUGCAAAAAGCAUCAGGUAGUGAAGGCCCACGAUCUUGCGUGCUGGGAGGAGAGAGUGUGUUUGAAAGCGCAGAAGUGCUCUUUCCCACUACGACAGAGACUAAAAACACCAACACGCCCACGACGGGAGUCAGCACUUCUGCAGGGGUGUGCGGGGGACUCAGCACCCCUCCUCAGCCGGACUCCCAGGCAGACCUAAGUCUCACGCCUCCAGGGGGUGCUGCCAACGUUGGUCGUGACAUCCCAGAGGCAGCCCCGAUGCUGAGACCACAGGCCAGCCCCCCUGGAGGAAAGGAAGACCGAGGCAGCUUUGGGAAUUCAAACAAACUCAAGAAUCACGAGAACAUUUCAGGAAAGGAUGUUCCUGAGCUCAGUUAUGAGAAGCAUCACCUGCCAGAAGCAGAGGAAAUGCCCAUCUGGGAUGAGGGCACCCCAUCCCAUCAUCCCACGGUUUCAGAAAAUCGCCUUAGAGGAAACAGCCGCUCCACUGCCCCUGGCAGUCACCAAGGGCCACCUCCCAAAGAGGGAGACUCAACAGACAUCCCAACACUGCUGGCGGCACCGACCAAGGACUGGACAAAGUUUGAGCAUGUGACCGCAGCGGAUAAGACCGUCCUGCAUGAGCAAGAACAAUGUGGGCGGCCACCGCUAACUGAGUCCGCCCAGCCCCUACUGGUGGCUGAUGGAAGCUCUAGCCAUGAUCUUCGGGAGAACAGACCGGCCUCCUUAAAUGAAGGCCCCAAACCAAGAAUCAAAGCCACUGGGAGAGGGAUGGCUACAGAGGUCACUAAGAGUCACACAGCACCAGCACCAGAUGGGCUCCUGAAGCACCCCAGCAGCAGAGCCACAGAGGGCCACGUCUGCAAAGACUUAGGGCAGCACCUGCCUGUGACCUCAGAGUCACUGACCACUCUCCUACAGGAGGCCGCUGGCCCCCCACUCAUACCUGAUGAACCUGGUGUGGGGCUUUCGCAUAAACUGGCAGCAAGCAAGGGGAACGCCGCGGGAGUGGCUCCUUCAGACCCAGAGAAAAUCAAGCUUGAGGACAAGCCGGGGCCACAGGCAGGCCUGAGGGGUGCAGAGGAGGGGGUCUCAGGCACUGUGGGGCCGAAGGGUCCUGGACAGAAGGAAGCACCUUCUUCAAGCCAGAAGACCUCACUGUGUGGCUCUGAAGGGGCUCAGACACAGCCCAGGGAUGACACCAUGGGGAGUACCACUGUGACCAUGACCACCGAAGUGGAGGCCCCCUGCCGACACACUGAGAAAGGUCCAGAAUACCCCCCAGGGCAGCGGGUGUGGACUGCAGGGGAGCCCUCGGAGCAACCCCAUGUCAGCCACACUGAAGACAGCCAAGCACCUUCCCACCCAGAGAGGCUGGGGUGCCUGGCAGGAGCCCAGGCCAAAAGGAUGGCACCCCACACCUUGGUGAAGCCUGCAGGCACCUCCCCAGCAGCGGCAAGUGGGCAGUCUCAGGGGCCAGCCCCCAGGGGGGUCCAGGCAGCACCUGAAGCGCCACCAAAGGAGGGAGCCCACCAUCGUGAGGCGGCCGAGAGCCAGACACCCUCCCGCCCUGACCCAGGACAAGGUUCUGCAGCGCCCACACCGGAGCCUGGGUGCUGCCAGGCCCCCAGUGCCUCCGCCCAGACGGGGCCCGCAGACACCUCUGGGGCAGGAAAAGGCACACUGGGCCUCGAACAUCAGAGAAGGUCAGCACACCUUGCAAAGUACAAAGCCCAAAGCUUCAAAGACCAGAAGUCCUUUGAUUUGUCCUUUAGAACAAAAAUUGUCAGGACAAACGAUGCAGAUAAGCUUCCAAAGUGAAGCCCCGCAGCUUCCAAACCACCGGCACGUCUGACCCCUCAGUCUCCGCUCCUCACUCAGGUUGUGGACUGGUUUCCCACCUCCCCAGGCGCACUGCUUCGACCGG